This is a messenger RNA of Sclerotinia borealis F-4128, 1353 nucleotides long. Lineage: Eukaryota; Fungi; Ascomycota; Leotiomycetes; Helotiales; Sclerotiniaceae. The record is from the annotation of a GenBank genome assembly.
AUGCUUCUCUUCAAGCGCCUGUUGUUGGCUUCGACAUGCCUACACAUUUCAUUUUCAGCAGCAGCUGCAAUUGGAAGUAACUUUUCAACCCGCGCCGUACAACAAACCGGGGGUUACCAAAACACGGCUUACUAUGUGAACUGGGCAAUCUAUGAUCGAAAAUAUGAACCUCAAAAUCUGCCCGCGUCUCAGCUGACCCGCGUCCUCUACAGCUUUGCUAACCUUCGAACGGAUGGUUCAGUCUAUCUUUCUGACACAUGGGCCGACUUAGACCGACGUUAUCCCACGGACUCCUGGAAUGACAUCGGAAACAAUGUCUAUGGGUGCAUCAAACAACUAUACAUACUGAAGAAACACAAUCGUCAAAUGAAAACUCUUCUUAGCAUCGGUGGCUGGACUUGGUCCUCAAACUUCCCUGCCGCCGCCAGUACAGAUACAACCCGUGCACGGUUUGCCGCAACAGCUGUGCAAUUUGUUCAAGACCUUGGAUUUGAUGGUAUUGAUAUUGAUUGGGAAUACCCCGCCAAUGACGUUGAGGCUCGCAAUUUUGUGCUUUUACUACAAGCUGUUCGGUCAGCGCUUGAUGCAUAUUCUGCUCGUUACGCUCAGGGUUACCACUUUCUCAUUACAGUCGCAUGUCCUGCUGGCCCAAAGGUUUACAACAUCCUUCAUCUGGCAGAUAUGGAUGCGUAUGUUGAUUCAUGGAACUUGAUGGCUUACGACUAUGCUGGGUCGUGGGAUAAUAUAGCAGGACACCAGGCGAACUUAUAUCCGAGUGUGUACAAUGCCCCAAGUACUCCAUACUCAACACAAAGAGCCAUUACAGACUACAUCGCCAAGGGAAUCAGUGCCUCUAAGAUAAUCAUGGGGUUGCCACUUUAUGGGCGAGAAUUUGGGAACACGGCUGGUUUUGGAUUACCAUACAGCGGAAUCGGUGCCGGACAAUGGGAUAAAGGAGUCUGGGACUACAAUCAGCUUCCAAAAGCUGGAGCUACAGAACACUUUAGCUCCGAUGUAGUGGGGGCCUACAGUUACGAUAGUAUCAGACAAGUACUUGUCAGUUAUGAUAACGUCGAAUCAACCCAAACCAAGGCGAAAUACAUCAUUGAUCAUGGACUGGGAGGUGCGAUGUUUUGGGAAGCUAGUGCGGAUAGGAAAGAUGGUGGAAGUCUUAUUGGUACGACGGCGGAAACUUUCCCCACAUUGGACACCAGUCAAAAUUUGUUGACUUACAGUGCGAGUGCGUAUCAAAACUUGGCGGCUGGUAUGCCUGGUGCGCUUAGGAAUUCUCAAAGAUUUGGGGUUUUGAGUGAGAAGAGAGAUAUAAAGGGAAAGGUUGCCGCAUUACUUUAG